Naumovozyma castellii is the source of this 4248-nucleotide messenger RNA. RefSeq lists its product as uncharacterized. The transcript has a single exon. The coding region runs from base 1 to 4248 and encodes 1415 amino acids. NCBI's taxonomy places the organism in Eukaryota, Fungi, Ascomycota, Saccharomycetes, Saccharomycetales, Saccharomycetaceae. The record is from RefSeq and is a predicted model, not a curated record.
AUGUAUAAUCCUUACCAACAGCAAAAUGGAGGUUACCAACCUGGACCAUACUACCAACAAGGUCAACAACCUCAACAACAGCAACAGCAACAACCUCAACAACAGCAACAACAACAACCAAAUUAUCAAUCGAAUUUUGGAUCUUUGCAACAAAAUAAUCAACAAAAUGCUUAUAAUCAAAAUCCUCAAUAUCAAACGAUUCAACAAACAGGUUAUAAUCCUAUGGGCUCUGUUCAACCUCAAGCUACUGGGAACUAUUAUCAGCAACAGCAGCAACAGCAGCAACAGCAACCACAACCUUUGCAGCAGCAGCAGCAGCAACAGCAACCAGCUAAUGCUAUGUUGAACCCAAAUCAACCACAAGGUUUUAAUACAAUGAAUAAUUUGUCAACUCCGGCUCUUGCGUCCAAUGCAACACAGGCAAUCCAACCUCAAGGAACAGGAAGUUUCUAUGGAAAUAUGAAUAUAGCCAUGUCAAUGCCAAAUAUCAUGCAACCUCAAGUUCAACAACCACAAGCUACAGGAAUGUAUGCACCGACCACUUCUUUCCAACAACCUCAACCUCAGCAAACACAAUUCCAAGCCCCUGCUGUUCAACAAGUCCAAGCUCCUCCUGUGCAACAGAUUCAACCUCAAAACACUAUGCAACCACUGUUACCACAACAAACUGGUUUCUACGUGCAACAAUCUCAAGUACCAUUAGAACCUUUAAAACCAACAGCUACAGGGUUUAUCAACUCUUUUGCAAACAAUGGUGUCAAUAAAGAAAUUAAGAUUCCAACAAUGAGAUUAUCAUUUAUAACAGCCCAAGAUCAAGCCAAAUUUGAAACGCUAUUCAGAGCAGUUGUGAAAAAUAGUUCAAACACCAUCUCUGGUGCAGACUGCAGAUCUAUCUUAAUGAAAUCUGGUCUACAACCUACUCAAUUGGCUAAGAUUUGGAAUUUAUGUGAUACUAGCAAAUCUGGUGAAUUAUUAUUUCCUGAAUUUGCAUUGGCUAUGCACUUAAUUAAUGAUGUCUUACUCGGUGACUCUAUCCCAUAUGAGUUGGACAGUAAGACUAAAAAUGAGAUUGCCAGCUUUAUUAACGCAAUUAAUGUCGGUAUUGCCACUGAACAAAAUAAAACCCCAUUUGACGAUUUAAUGAAUCAAGGAUUGCAACCACAAUCGACUGGGUUAAUGCCAAUGACAAGUUUUGGAGGACCUCUACAAGGUCAAAUGACAGGUGGGAUGUUGAACCCACAAUCUACCGGUUAUAUGCCACAGACAAGUUUCGGAAUGCCAAUGCAAAUCACUGGCGGUCCAGUAAUGGCCCAAAAUACAGGUGGAAUGCUACAAGCUCAGAUGACAGGUAACAUGCCACAAACUUCAUUUGGGAUGCCAUUACAAAAUCAAAUGACAGGUGGAAUGCCUCCAAUGCAGCAACAAUUUAAUUCCAUGCCACAAUUGUCUUUCAAUCAACCACAACAGCAGCAAACACAACAACCUAAUUUGGUACCACAAGCCACAGGUUAUUUACCACCUUCAAAUUUUGUUACUCCUUCCAUGCCAUUAGCUGCUCAAAAGACUGGGUUUGGUCAAAAUGAAAUUUAUUCUCAAUCUAAUUUUAAUAAUAAAUUAAAUGCUGAUAGUGAUGAAACAAUUUCCACUCAGGAAAAAUCACUUUUCUAUAAGAUUUUUGAAACUUAUGACACUGAGGACCGUGGAUUAAUGGAAUCUCAAACGGCCGUGGAAAUCUUUAGAAAAUCUGGUUUAAAUAGAAGUGAUUUGGAACACAUCUGGAAUCUUUGUGAUGUUAACAAUAGAGGUAAACUGAACAAGCAGGAAUUUGCCCUUGGUAUGCAUCUCGUUUAUAGGAAAUUGAACGGAAGAGAAUUACCAAAUAGACUACCACCAAGUUUGAUUCCUUCUAGUACUCAAAUCUUAAAUGAUGUUAGGGAUCAAUUGAAGACUGAUAUGAACACUUCAGAAGCUCCAAGAAUUAAUGGACUAGGGUAUAAGAAUAAUGAUGAAGAAAAUGAAUUGCCUAGUUUCAGAAACCGUAGAACUGUCUACUCUACUAAUACAUCUUCUCCACCAACUGAAAAAUCUGUUCCAGAACCUGAAAAGGAAAAAGAAACAAAAUUGGAAUCUUCUAUCCCAGUCUCGGAGGAAAGGACUGAAGAGAGAUACCCUGAAAUUAAAAGCUCUGAACCAGCUGUUCAACAUAUCACUUUAUCAAGACCAGAAAAUAUUCAACGUAUCGAGUCUGUGCAAUACCAGAUCAGGAACAUAUGUCAAAACCAACACAUGAAUCCUUCAAUUCCAAAUUCAUUAAAGGAAAAAUUUGAUCAUAUCAUCACUAAACUUCCAUCAUUAUUCUUAGCGAUUGAUGACGUUGACAAUAAGAUCACUGCAGCUAAGAUUGAAUUAUUUAAGAAGAAGAAUCCUUCCUCCAUCAUUGGUACAGGUCCAAAUGGUGAAAUAACAGAAAACGAUAGACAAAAGGCAAAGAGUAGAGCUCUUCUAAAAGCAAGAAUGGCAGCACUAACAGGUAAGCCAGCUGAAGCAGUAACGGAUGAGACAGAAGCAUAUCAAGAAGAAAUUUCUAAGAUAUCAAAAGAAGGUGCCCAAAAUAAGGAUAUUAUUAAUGAUAUCAAAGAUUCGAUUUCUGAUUUAUCAGCUUCUUUAAAGUCGACAAUGACAGGCCGCAAAAUAGAUACAUCUUCGAAGAAUUUCGAAAAAUGGGAAUUUGGUAUUGAUUUAGAAAAGGAAGUGCAGGAUUUCAUGCAUGAUUUAGUAGUUAAGACUGACGAGAUUAAUGCUGAGAGUCAAUCACUUUCAUCAAAGGGUCAAUCUGCGGAGGAAAGAGCCGCACAAUUGAAGGAACAGGCUCAAAAAAAGAUGAAAGAAAGAUUAGCUAAGUUUGGCCUAAACAAAAGAGAAUCAAGAUCCAGAGGUAACAGUGACGCUGUCUCCAAGCCAGCUAGAGACUCUGUUGUUUCAAGCGCGGCUUCAUCCGAAUCGGCACAAGCAACUCCGUUUACGGUAGAAAAUUCUUCUCCUGUGACUAAAAACGAUGCACAGGAAGACAGCGAAGAUGAAGAGGAAAGACUUUUAAGAGAACAAUUGAAUCAACUAAAGUUGAAGAAAAAGGCUGAAAAGGAGAAAAGAUUGGCCGAUUUGCGUAAGCAGAUAGAAGAGACAAGCUCAGAAGAUGUAGUCAAAGAAAUACCAGAGUCGACCCCCAAUACUCAAAAUUCUGAAGGUGCUACAAAUUCUGCACCCGUUGGCGUUAACAAUGUCCAACAAAAUCCACAGGUAGCACCCAUGAGUACUCCUGCAGUAAAUAACCAAACAGAUUCUUAUAAACCGAACUCCGAUAUAUCAUCUGCAGGACGUAAGAUGAACCCAUUCUUUAAAUCUGAAGCCUCUUCCACAUCCUCCUUUGAUAAGAAGGCUGCGGAGGCUCAAAGAAGAAUUCAAAGAGGAUUGGAAAGUGAUAGUGAUGACGACGACGGUUGGUCAGAUGAUGAACCAAGCCCUUCUGGAAACAAUCGCCAUGAAAUUUUACCUGUGCCAACAGUGCCUUCUUUACCAAACGUCUCCUCGUUAGCACAACCUUCUACUUCACCUGUUCCAGUGGCGCCACCUCCAAUCCCCCAACCAACAGCAAUGGGCUUAUCAAAUUCAGCAACACCUGCUGUUUCUACACCUUUACCAUAUUCUUCAGGUGCAUCUAACUCUCCCACUCCAGUGGCACUUCCAAUUCCAGUGGCUCCACCGCUACCUGAAGUUAAUCAGGGUAGUUCUAAUGCAGUCCCAAUUGCACCUCCUCUUCCUCAAAUUAAUGGCAAUUCCAGUGUAGCUGUACCAAUUGCGCCACCAGUUCCAGGAAUUAUUGAUUCUGGUGCAUCAAAUACACCACCAGUUCCUAUUGCACCACCAGUUCCAGGAAUUACAGAUUCCGCAGCUUCAAAUGUACCACCAAUCCCUGUUGCGCCACCAUUACCUCAAGUCAAUGAUAAUGUUAAUGUGAGUAGUCCACCUGUUCCAUCAUUACCAGUAGAUAGUGGUAGUAGCUCUGCUUUCGUUCCACCUCCACCCCCAUUGCCUUCCCAAGAUCAAGUCAAUACUCCAGCUGCUAAUGAUGAUAACGAUGAAGAUGAAUUUUCAGACGCUCUGUCCAUUCCAGAGUCGGUAGAUUCAGAUGAUGGAAAUGAGAAACAGCCACCAUCUGCUAUUCCACCACCACCACCAUUGCCAUUUUAA